AUGGACACCGCAGUGGAGGCCAUUCUGCCGUCAUUCAUCGAGAGUAGACACGUCGUCACCUUGGUCGUAGCCGUCCUCGUCUUCCUCCUCGUCUACCUCAUAAAGCCCAAGAACCUACCCCCGGGUCCGCUGGGAUGGCCCCUGCUCGGGUACCUGCCGGGCCUCUUCCCGGACCCGCUGGUGUCCUUCAGCAAGCUGGCCGACAAGUACGGCAAGAUCCUCAGCAUCCGCAUGGGUCCGCAGCUGGUGGUCAUGCUCAGCGACUACGAGACGCUCCAUAAGGCCUACGUCAAAAUGGCCGACGAGUUCUCGGACAACAUGAUCAUGUCUUGGGUCUUAGAAAGCAAGCGAGAUGUAGGGAGUCUGUUCUGGGAGAACGGGGAGCGGUGGCGACAACGCCGCCGAUUCUCCGUCAAGACCCUGCGCGGCUUCGGCUUCGGCAAGCGCAGCCUGGAGGCCCGCAUCCACGAGGAGGGCCGGUUCUUCUGCAGGGAGAUGGAGCGGCUGAACGGCCAGCCCGUGGUUCUCAACAGUCUCCUCUUCAACGCCUCCUCCAACAUCAUCUGCGCCAUCAGCCUGGGCACGCGCUACGACUACCACGACAAGGCCUUCGAGGAGCAGCUGGCCAUCAUGACGGAGCUGAUCGAAGGGGUGCGCCUACUGGAGCCCGCCAACAUCAUCCCGCCGCUCUGGCACACUCGCUGGUACAAGCGACGACGAGGGAUGUUCAAGGCUCACGAGGACUUCAUCCGGGAGCAUCUCAAGUACCACAAGGCCACCCUGGAUCCAGACAACAUCAGGGACAUGAUGGACGCCUACCUGGUGGAGAUGCAGAGACGAAUUGACACCAACGAUCCCAUACAACACACGGAGGAGGGCAUCGUGCACAGCAUUUCGGAUCUCUUCGGUGCGGGCACCGGGACUCUCUCUAACACGACGCUAUGGAUUAUCAUCUACAUGCUGAGACAUCCAGAAAUCCAAAAGAAGAUCCAGGAGGAAGUCGACCGUGCGGUGGGAGCUGACGGCGUUCCGUCCACCACGCAACGCGAGGAGAUGCCCUUCACCUGCGCCUUCCUGAUGGAGAUCCAGCGACUUCGCCCUCUGGCAGCCAUCAUCUUCAGACACCUCCGGGUGCCCGUCAAGCUGUGCGGCUACAACAUCCCUAAAGAUACACCAGUUUUUGGUAACGUGUUCUACAUCCAAAAUAGCCCCAAAUUCUGGGAUGACCCGCUGGAGUGUCGACCGGAGCGUUUUCUAUCCGCUGACGGGAAGACACUGGUGCCCCGAAAAGAUUGGAUUCCCUUCGGACUGGGGCGUCGCAUGUGCCUAGGCGAAGCACUGACCAAGAUGGAGUUGUUUAUUUUCACGGUGACUGUCAUGCAGCGCUUCACCUUCAAGGUACCGGACGGCGACCCGCUUCCUCCCCUAGACCUCCCGGACGGCGGGCUGGUCAUGUACGCUCCAAAAUUCCGGGUCUGUUGUGUGAAGCGUUAA
This is a messenger RNA of Acanthaster planci (crown-of-thorns starfish), 1494 nucleotides long. RefSeq names its product cytochrome P450 2U1-like. The record is from RefSeq and is a predicted model, not a curated record. NCBI's taxonomy places the organism in Eukaryota, Metazoa, Echinodermata, Asteroidea, Valvatida, Acanthasteridae. Gene Ontology annotation, molecular function: monooxygenase activity; iron ion binding; oxidoreductase activity, acting on paired donors, with incorporation or reduction of molecular oxygen.